This is a messenger RNA of Nyctereutes procyonoides (raccoon dog), 810 nucleotides long. RefSeq names its product phosphatidylinositol glycan anchor biosynthesis class Y (gene PIGY). The record is from RefSeq and is a predicted model, not a curated record. NCBI's taxonomy places the organism in Eukaryota, Metazoa, Chordata, Mammalia, Carnivora, Canidae. Bases 1 to 216 code for a protein of 71 amino acids. The transcript has a single exon.
AUGUUUCUGUCUCUUCCUACGUUGACUGUCCUUAUUCCACUGGUCUCUUUAGCAGGACUGUUCUACUCAGCCUCUGUGGAGGAAAACUUCCCACAGGGCUGCACUAGCACAACCAGCCUGUGCUUUUACAGUCUCCUCCUGCCAGUUACCAUACCAGUUUAUGUGUUCUUCCACCUUUGGACCUGGAUGGGUAUUAAACUCUUCAGGCAUAAUUAAUACAACCAGAGCCAAGAUGAUACACAUAUUAAUGAUAUAUGUCAUGUCUGUCUCUGAAAGCUCAGUGACAUGGAAAUACUGGAAACCCACUUAAUUUGCAGGAAAGGUGCUUUGCCUUGCUUCUCUCAGAGGUUUUGGACUAUGGGAGGCUUAAGCUGCAGAAAUUUCUUGUACUUUUGUUCUGCCCUUAUUUUUUGAAAAUUCUAACAUAUGACUGCUGUAUCAGAAGAAACAUUUCAGGAAAGUUUCCUAUUGGAAAUUAACAGUCCUGACCAUCAGCUGAUGACUUUAUUACCCCAUUCAUCUAAAGUUAAUAAUUAAAAAUUUUUAUGUUUAUUUUAGAUUCAAAGUAUCUGGUACUGACAUGUUAAGGAUGACUGAAAUAACUCCAAAGGAGUUAUGCUGGAGUAGUUGUAGAGAAAUACAUUUGAGCUAGUGUACUAGAAAACUGCAAUACAGUGGAAAUUUCAUGUACUUGCAAACAUUCUGAGUUUGUAAAAUUACCUUCAUUUCUUUGGCAUCAAAGGCUUACAUUAGUAAUAAAAUGACAGCUUUCCAUUUAAAAAAAAGUGUGCAGUUUUUUUUGUUUGAUCA